Messenger RNA from Nothoprocta perdicaria, 1191 nucleotides. RefSeq names its product protein BTG1-like. Gene Ontology annotation, cellular component: cytoplasm; nucleus. Gene Ontology annotation, biological process: negative regulation of cell population proliferation; negative regulation of mitotic cell cycle. The coding region runs from base 1 to 606 and encodes 201 amino acids. The transcript is spliced from 4 exons. The record is from RefSeq and is a predicted model, not a curated record. NCBI's taxonomy places the organism in Eukaryota, Metazoa, Chordata, Aves, Tinamiformes, Tinamidae.
AUGACGUCACGCGGGUGCCAGGUUGCGGGCGGCGGGGCCUGGCGGUUGGGCAGCAGCRCUACUGCCGUGUUCGGGUCCACGAUGUCACCGUGUAGGCCCCCACGAUACCUCCGGGCUGAGGCCAAGUCCCUGGGGCCUGGGUUUUUGCUAAAGAUAAAUGACUCUGCAGGUGAACAGAAUAACCAGAAGGGCGGCGGCGGCGUGGGCGAGGAGCAGCUGCGGCGGUUCCGGGAGUGCCUGCAGGAGGCGCUGCGAGAGCACUACCGGCACCACUGGUUCCCGCUGCGGCCCUCCAAGGGCUCCGGCUACCGCUGCGUGCGCAUCAACCACCGCAUGGACCCGCUGGUGGGCAAGGCGGCGGGCAUGAUCGGACUGAGCCACGAGAGACUCUUCCAGCUGCUGCCCAGCGAGCUCACGCUCUGGGUGGACCCCUUCGAGGUGUCCUACCGCAUCGGCGAGGACGGCUCCAUCUGCGUCCUCUACGAGAGCCCCCGGGCGGGUGGCGCGGCCCGCACGCGCGAGCGCCCCAGCGGCUGCAAGGCCGAGUGGCGGGGCGGCCGCUGCAGCCCCGCCGAGAGCUACGGCGUCAUGACGGUGUCCAGCUAAGAGGCGCUCCCCCCGUGCCGCGCUGUACGUACCCCACUUGCGUGAUGGACUUAGAUGUAACCGAGAUGUUGGUUUUUCACUCUAUAGCCAUUAAAGUCAUAGUAGUACUGCCAAGCGCGUCGUGGCCAAGGGCUAGUGUAUAAAGCGGUUCUUUAACGUCACUUUCUGGGCUGUGUCCUGUAAAAUGCACUGUACAGUCGACUGGUUGUUUUACACAUUUAUAUUUUUUCAAAGCCAUUUUGGCUACUUGUAAUAAAAAAAAAAAAAGCAACACUGUAGCACUCUUUAUGAUGGAUUUUAGUCGAGCUUAACCCUUGCUCCAAAAUUCCUCAGCUCACAGAGCAAUAACUCAAAGAGAAGCUGGGGGGAGGACAGAUCUAACAUGCUGCAGUUACUAAAUCUUCCCGGUGACUUGUCUGCACAGCCUUUCCUCAGGGUCGUUCACGUUUGGCUGCAAGGUACAAAUCACAAAAACAACUCCUUCUCCCCACCCUCUUUCAAAGCAUGAUUUUUUUUCAGGGCUGAGUUGCAUCAUAUUCCAAUGUUUUGAUGUAAGGAAUUGACCUCUCCUUUUUCUCUCUUUUU